AGCUUGGGUGCACAGUCUGCUUCCGAACUUUUAUACGCGCGUAUGGUGACAUUGAGUACACAGCUGAAAAAAAUAUGUUUCUUCCAAAAUUUUUACCGUUGCUAUCAUGCCUAAUAUUUGGUGUGUCCUUAAGCGCUGGAAUAACUGACCUAGAGGUCAAUGCGAUCGACUGCAAUUGCGAUGUGGAUAUUGAAAUUGUCAAACUCGUGCUCGAGAAGCUGGAAAAGCUCGAACAAAGGGUGGAGGAGAUCAGCAAGAACAAGAACACACAAGUGGAAAUAGCCAAACCGAAAAGCAGUGUGCCCACCAACUGCAUAGAAGCUGCUGCCCGCACCUUCAAGAGCGGCAUCUAUCCGAUACAAGUUGGACGUUUUAGCGAGAAACCCUUCGAGGUGUGGUGUGAUGAGGACACCGAUUUCGGCGGUUGGACGGUCAUACAGCGACGUGUCAGCGCCGAUGUGGACUUCUAUCGCAAUUGGGCGGACUAUAAGAACGGUUUCGGCGAUUUGGCGAAGAACUAUUGGAUCGGACUCGAUAAGUUGCAUGCGCUCACCACAAGCUGUGAACACGAGUUGUACAUACAGAUGGAGACUUUCGCCGGUCAGAAAUACUAUGCGAAAUAUACGCAAUUCGUGGUGGGUAGCGAGGCGGAGGGCUAUGUGCUGAAGAAUGUGUGCGGUUAUAAGGGAAAUGCCGGCGAUUAUUUCCAAAAUCAUCAAGGCAAUAAAUUCACCACACACGAUCAAGAUAAUGAUCAGAAGGACGAUCAAAAUUGCGCGGAGAAAUGGCGUGGUGGUUGGUGGUACAACAGCUGCUAUUGGAGCAACUUGAAUGGCGCUUAUACCAAAGAGACGAACGGUCAGGGUAUCGUGUGGAUCGGCAUCAACCGCGAUGAGUCAUUGAAAUUCGUACAAAUGAUGAUACGCCCGACGCAGGCUUGCAUGAAGCGGUUGUCGUUGAGAAAUUGAGUUGUGUGGUCUUAAAAUGGCAAACCAUAAGGGUUAGUAGAAUAGAGAAGUUUAUCGCAUGUAAAGCGUGACACUCUGGAAACAAAAAAAAAAAAAAACAAAAAACAAAAUAUUAAAAAAUAUAUAUAUUCAUUAUUUUGAAAGUAGUAUCGAAAUGAUAAUAUAUAUAUGUAUAGCUUUCAUUAUUAUUAAAAAGAAAUCUAUUAAUUUUCAAGUAAUAAAUUUCUACUGUGUAAAAAA
Molecule: messenger RNA, 1208 nt
Organism: Zeugodacus cucurbitae (melon fly)
Lineage: Eukaryota; Metazoa; Arthropoda; Insecta; Diptera; Tephritidae
Product: ficolin-1
Exons: 3
Coding region: 75-968 (297 amino acids)
Source: RefSeq, a predicted model, not a curated record